Messenger RNA from Spinacia oleracea (spinach), 1293 nucleotides. RefSeq names its product protein transport protein SEC13 homolog B. NCBI's taxonomy places the organism in Eukaryota, Viridiplantae, Streptophyta, Magnoliopsida, Caryophyllales, Amaranthaceae. Gene Ontology annotation, cellular component: nuclear pore outer ring; COPII vesicle coat. The transcript is spliced from 2 exons. The record is from RefSeq and is a predicted model, not a curated record. Gene Ontology annotation, biological process: protein import into nucleus; COPII-coated vesicle budding. Bases 186 to 1094 code for a protein of 302 amino acids. Gene Ontology annotation, molecular function: structural molecule activity; protein binding.
UUGUAUCACGUGUAAAAAUAGAACUUGAAAAACGAAAAGAAAACGCAAGAGUUGACUCUUCUUUUCUUCUAAAUCCAAAUCCAAUAUUACAGCAGAGCUUGCUUUGUCGCGAAACGCCAUUCAGCCAUUGGCGAUCAAAUUUCGAAGCUUUUUUUCCAGAAACUGAAGAAAGUGAAGAAGGAAUCAUGGGAUUACAGAAGAUUGAGACGGGUCACCAAGACACAAUCCAUGAUUUUCAAAUGGAUUACUAUGGAAAACGUAUAGCCACAGCAUCAUCUGACCACACAAUCAAGAUUAUUGGAGUGAGCAACAACUCCCACCAGGACCUUGCUACCCUGAGUGGUCACCAAGGCCCGGUUUGGCAGGUCGCUUGGGCUCAUCCCAAGUUCGGGUCAAUCUUAGCUUCAUGUUCCUAUGAUGGGAAAGUCAUAAUCUGGAAAGAAGGUAACCAGAAUGAAUGGUCACAAUCCCAAAUCUUUGAUGAUCACAAAUCAUCAGUUAAUUCAAUCUCAUGGGCCCCUCACGAGGUCGGACUUUGUCUUGCAAGUGGAUCAUCCGACGGGAAUAUAAUGGUUUAUUCAAUGAGGUCGUCUGAUAAUGGUUGGGAUUCGACAAAGAUAGAUCAAGCUCACCCAGCUGGAGUGACCUCUGUUUCGUGGGCACCCGCCACUUCCCCCGGUUCUCUUGUAGCUUCUGGUGUACAUGAUCCUGUUCAGAAACUCUGUUCGGGAGGUUGUGACAAUACAGUGAAGAUUUGGAAGCUGAAUAACGGGAAUUGGAAGAUGGAUUGUUUCCCUGCUCUACAAAUGCAUACUGAUUGGGUUCGGGAUGUUGCUUGGGCACCAAAUUUAGGGCUCCCGAAAUCCACCAUUGCAAGCGCGUCACAAGAUGGGAAGGUGAUUAUGUGGACCGUUGCAAGGGAUGGUGAUCAAUGGGAAGGAAAGGUUUUGAACGAUUUCAGGACCCCGGUUUGGAGGGUAUCGUGGUCUUUAACAGGUAACAUAUUGGCUGUUGCAGAUGGUAAUAACAGCGUUACAUUGUGGAAUGAAGCUGUUGAUGGAGUUUGGCAAAUGGUUUCUACAGUUGAUUCUUAAGAUGGUAUGCUCACACUCUCCUAGUUUGUUCUCUUGUAACUUUGCGCGGUUUUUUAGUUGUUUUUUUUGUUAUCUGUUUUUCCCUGUUCUCUUUGAUUUACAGGAUAGUGUUCUGUUAGAAUAUUGUUCGCAUCAAUUCCUUAAACACAAACAUGGGGAUUCGUUAGAUUAUUACUAAUUUUAGUUGGUUCAAAUGGUA